AUGGCAUUACGACAAGAGGCAAUGCGGAGAAAGGGGGCCAGGCAGCGGCUGCAGCAGCUUUUCAAGGGCGGCCAAUUCGCCAUCCGCUGGGGCUUUAUCCCCGUCGUGCUCUACCUAGGUUUCAAGAGAGGUGCAGAUCCUGGAAUGCCUGAACCAACUAUUUUGAGUCUUCUUUGGGGAUGAAAGAUUUGGCUCUACAGUACUGUAAUCAUUUGAUGGGCAGAAAAAAUGGUUGAAGACGUGACCAUUCCACAGGAUAAGGAGAACAUUUGCCAAUUGCACCAACUAGCUUGUACAGCAUCCUGAGGACAUAGAUGUACAUAAAACAAAAUGUAUUUCUACUGAUGUAAUUUAUUUGCUUUGCACUGUAGUUAAAUAAAUACACUUUGAUUCAGUGUG
Molecule: messenger RNA, 399 nt
Organism: Alligator sinensis (Chinese alligator)
Lineage: Eukaryota; Metazoa; Chordata; Crocodylia; Alligatoridae
Gene: TOMM7
Product: translocase of outer mitochondrial membrane 7
Exons: 4
Coding region: 1-183 (60 amino acids)
Biological process (GO): protein import into mitochondrial matrix
Cellular component (GO): mitochondrial outer membrane translocase complex
Source: RefSeq, a predicted model, not a curated record